Molecule: messenger RNA, 1152 nt
Organism: Sinocyclocheilus rhinocerous
Lineage: Eukaryota; Metazoa; Chordata; Actinopteri; Cypriniformes; Cyprinidae
Product: RT1 class I histocompatibility antigen, AA alpha chain-like
Exons: 8
Coding region: 189-947 (252 amino acids)
Biological process (GO): immune response
Cellular component (GO): external side of plasma membrane
Source: RefSeq, a predicted model, not a curated record
CUGUGAUCUGCGUUUUGGAUGUACGUCAUUGUUUGCGGUCUAAUCCUUGGAGUAGACACGAUCAUCUUCAUGUUCUUCAGUGGAGACACAGCUGUGCGGUUGAACUUCUCUCGAAUGGUUCAGUAAUAUUUCUUCAAGGCGCUGAUGAAUACGCCUAUGAUGGAGAGACUUUGACCUUUAACCUCUCUAUGCUCUGGAAACCUUUAGUCCUUGAUCAUGGCUUCAUCUGGAACAGAGAAUCAGUUUCCAGUCUGGAGAGGAAAUGUGUGGAAACGUUAACCAGCUUCACUGACCUUCAACGAGAGGGAAAAUUCAUCACAGCAUCUCGUCCUGAGGUUUACUCUUCUGUAAAAGCGUGUGGAUCAUCAGACCAGCAGGUUCUGGUGUGUUUGGCCACAGGCUUCUACCCUAAACAUGUGCAGAUGGAGAUCAGACGCGAUCAGACGCUGUUACCUGAUGAGCAGCUGAACUCACAUGGAAUCAGACCAAACACAGACGGAUCCUUUCAGCUGAUGAAGAGCCUGCAGAUCCUGCCGUCUGAUAGAUCUCACUAUCAGUGUGUGGUGAAGCACCAGACUCUGACUGAACCACUCAUUAUCAGCUGGGGACCAGAAACACAUGCAGGUUUGGCUGCUGCUUUAAAUGAUUCUUCAGAUGAUGAAAACGCCACAGAUGACAGUCUGGAGGAGGUUCAGACUGAGGAGCUUCAUGAAACUCAAAGUCUUUGUGAGGCUAAAGAGACUCCAGCAGCAGCUCCUACAGCAGCUCGAGCCAUGGAGAGAGAAGACACCAAUCAGAACACUGUUUCCCAGAAUGCACUGCUGUUACCACUGCCAAGACGCUGCAGAUCCAAGAACAUUUCAAUGCCAGAUCUUGCUCUAGAAAGAAAGGACAACAGUGACUUAAGAAGAUCAAGUGUUGGUUGGAGAAGAGGAGGGCUGUUCUGAUGUUACUUCCAUCAUUAAUGCCAAAAAUACAUGGACACCUGAACAUCACGGUCAUAUGUGCUUCACAUUUACUUUCCACAACAUCCACACAGCUUCCACUCUAUAAAUAGGUCAGAAACUGGAUUAACCAAAUACAGUGGUUAUAGAAAUGAAUCACCCCCUUUAAAAUAAUCACAUUUUGUUGCUUUGCAGCCUGAAAUGAAGA